AUGCGGGCAAUUCCAAAUAAGCAUCCUCCCCACAUUUCGCUUUUGUACUGCUUCCGUCUGCUUCCGGCGAAAAUACAUCAGAACGUCCCAGGCACGGGCGAAAAAUACGAUCGUCGGGGACCGUAUUUAUAUCGCCGGUUAUCACCCCAUAAUUGGAUUUGGAUCUUAGUUCUACCAUUCUACCGUUCAAGUUUAGUGACAUCACGCAAUGGGUGCUCGCUGUCCUCGAGGUCGGAAGGGAAAAGAGUCCAACUCAGCAUCCGGGUGGGGAAGGAGAAUUCGUCGUUGACUCAGCUGACCAGGGUUUCGCCCCCACGCCUCUGGAGGAGAUUGGAGUUUCCGUUUCUGGGCUGAGGCUGUUUUUAGACGGAUUACAGCCAACCAACCGGCUCAGCCCAGCGAGGAGACGGUGGAAAUGAAGA
Molecule: messenger RNA, 422 nt
Organism: Culex quinquefasciatus (southern house mosquito)
Lineage: Eukaryota; Metazoa; Arthropoda; Insecta; Diptera; Culicidae
Exons: 3
Coding region: 1-354 (117 amino acids)
Source: RefSeq, a predicted model, not a curated record